AUGUCCGUUGGCGGGGGUGAGGCUUCUAUUGCCGCAUCUGGUUCGUUCUUCAGAAUCACCGACUUACCCGCAGAGACGCAGCGGGAGAUUCUCGCUCGUUGCUCUCAAAGCGAUCUGAUCUGCGUCGCCCUUGUGUCCAGACACUUUCAUCAUCUUGCUUCUUCUAUUCUCUAUCGCGACUUUCACAUCAUCUUUCCCGAUGAUGACGAUCGGAGCUUCGAUUCUCCCGUAGACGGCCUCGCUGGUGGACUCGACACUUUCACUACUAGCGAGUACGAUUACGCCAGACAUUUACGAGAUCUCUCUAUGGAUACUUUGAGCUCUGGCCUCAAAGGCGAACGGUCUUACCAACCCUAUCUCUAUUCAUCUAGCUGUGGCAAGUUUCUAAACACUUUGCUCUUUCUGACUUUACAGAAGGCGCACUUCCUCGAAUCCUUUCGAUGGAAUGUGCGAAUCGAACUUAGUCGGCCAGUCUAUCGGCGUUUGCGGGAGUUAAAGUCGCUUCGAAACCUGCAUAUUCGCAUCCAGGCCGGUGAUUCGUAUUACUCAAGACCGCCGCCGCUCCCUUUAAGCUUCCACCACCACCCUUCGCCUCCUAGCCCAGUCUAUGGCCAUUCCCAUUGGUUGGGCACGGCCAUUCCGCCUGUUCAGUCUUCCAUGGCUUCGCCACAUCCCAUCUCGCAUCAUCUCUCGCAGAACCAACCUCAUACUCGAUCUCGCUCUGCGUCCAAGAAUCGCGUUCCCAAGCAACCUCAAGAUGCGACGAGACUUUCAGGCUUCAAGCACCUAACCUCGUUGGCUGUACUGGACAUUGAUGACUUGAAACUCGCAACAGAAAUAGCAGAUUCUGUUAAGCAUUCUCAUUCGACCCUGACGAGUCUUAGCCUAUCUUUAUCCCGGUGUCUGGCCUCACAAGCCAGAAGAGUUUCGCAUGAGUCGGACGCCGAGGAAUCUGCAGACGAGGAUUUCUCCGACCCCCCGAAUGCCCAACAUCCAAACUUUGUACCAAUUGAACAGGUCCGAAAUUUCAGAGCUCAGGAGGAAUGGAAAAAGCAGGAAGCUCUUCUCGGAAAAAUUUUUGGUGUUGAGCCUAGCCUACAGAAAAAGCCUCAGAUGAAGCUGGACGGGUCCAAACACGCAGGACCUGCGACGGAGAGAACUCCGGCAUUGACCGCAGGGCAAGAGUGCAUGGCUUCUCUCGCGGAACUCUCCUCCCGGUUAACGACAUUAAUCAGAAGCUCGAAGGAGGUUUCAGUAUCUCACCAAGAGUUUUUAAACACGAUUGAACACGCUGCACGGAAGUACCUCGAUUCUACAAAGACGUCAACUUCGGGCCAAUAUCACGAGCGAGACGAGCAGGCUACAGUUACCGUAAGAGAUAACGAUGCCCAAAAUGGCUCAACUUCAGCUUCAGCUUCCACUGUACCGAAACUCGAGGCUCCCGAGAACAGCGUUGCAAAUACCACUUUGGGUAGCUCCGUUGUCCUUCCAGUGAUGCAGGAACUCGCCGACAACUCAUUGGCAGAUGCCAAUUUCGGUAGUAGUGAUACCGUUGGAGAACCUGUUCGUGAUGCUAGUCAGCUGCGGCUCGAUACCAGAAAUAAGCAAUCCUCCGCAGAACCUUCAUCUUCGCUAGCGAAUCAUCGCCUAUCUGUGGAGGACCUUGGAAGACGUCGUCACGACGAUGCUGCCUCUACCCGCGAGCUUCAUGCGAAUGAGGCUUCCGGGAGGGAUCAGAUCCAGAUGAAUGACUACAUCCGCAGCACCAGAGGCCUUGCCCUCAACGUGUUGAAAAUUGAUCUGCUUCCCGCCAAGGCUUCCGUCAUCUGCCGAGCCCUGAAUCUUGGUGCACUAAAAGAGCUGACGUUACUCAACGUCGGCAGCCAGGCGCCUAUUUGGACGGCUCUCACCAAAGAGAAUGCCGCGAGACCACUACCUCUCCGCAGCAUUUUCACGGACAAUGUUUCAACUGCCUUUCUUACUUUUGCUUCUCGCCUCGAGAAACUUGAAGAGCUGUUUCUGCUGGAGCGCAGCGUCGAUCAUCUUCCUGCUAGCUUCACGCCUAGGGCCUCCGUCACUAUUGACCAGAUUCGGCGAUGUGUGCUCAAGAAGCACAUCCAUACUCUCAAGCGCCUGAUGAUUAAAGACGAGUCAAAGGAGGCCAGCUGGGAUGCCAAUGAAAAGACAAUGGCCAUGAUUUGCAGCCAAGGAACACAGCUGGAAGAGCUGGCAUUUCCUCAUUCUACAACCGCUUACCGAGUUCAAAAUCAGCAUGUUUUUAUGCAGUGCUUUCAUGAGCUGGUCAACCUGCGCGCCAUCAACAUCCUGCACUUCAAGAGCAACGACACCUGCUUGUGGGUCGUUCGCGAGACGCUGCGCUUCAUCGUGGAUAACCUUUCACAUCAUCCCGACAUGAAGCUCGAAUGGAUCGCCAUGGAAGAUGACCGCGUCGAUCGGGUAAUGAGGCCUGGAGAGGAUGACGACGACGAGUCCUGCCGGCAAAGGCUUCCGCGCCCCGCGCAACCCAUCAUCACGGGGCCUUUUGACCUCCCCUCGCCACCUACUUCUGGCCACGCCAGCGAUACCAACUUACCCCCGCCGCUGUACCCGUCAGAUCUGGUCGGUGACAGCGACGACAGCGACGACGAUUUCCUCCGCGAUAGCGGGUCUGGGCUGCGCUAUACGACGGUCCCUAUGCAGUUUUACGACGUAUGGGGUAUCAAGAUUUUCGAAAAGGAGAUUCGCAGUGGACGCCUGUAG
Messenger RNA from Beauveria bassiana ARSEF 2860, 2760 nucleotides. Its product is annotated as F-box domain-containing protein. The transcript is spliced from 4 exons. The coding region runs from base 1 to 2760 and encodes 919 amino acids. Lineage: Eukaryota; Fungi; Ascomycota; Sordariomycetes; Hypocreales; Cordycipitaceae. Gene Ontology annotation, molecular function: protein binding. The record is from RefSeq and is a predicted model, not a curated record.